AUGGGCAUUCGCCUGAGCCGCUUUGGCGAUCGGUACUACGCCAGCCAUGAAAAGGCGUUCCAGCGCAUUGAGGCAGACCUGCAUCGCCUGCAGGAGCGCCUGUCGCAGCGGCAGCGGCGGCGCGCCGCGGUCGGGCUGUGGUCGACCACGCUGGUGGUAUGCGCGGUGGUGGCCGCGUGCGUCCUCAUCUACCAGGCGCGCAGAGAAAUCGCGAUGUGCCCGUCCGCUGCCGUGCAGCAGCGCCUGCAGCAAACUCCUACACAGCAGCGCCAAUACCCCUACCGGGAGCACUUUGAGCGCGUCGCCAGCGCCGUGGCGCUGCCUGCUGGCGCGAGCGCCCUGCAGUGGCUGCUGCUGUGGCUGCUGGGGACUUUCGACCAGCGUGUGUCGCGGCGCAUCAAGGCGCUCCAGGACACCAAGCGGGCGAUGAUAAAGGAACUCAAGGACGCGUCUGCGUACGAGCGCACCAAGGCACUCAUAGAGAAGUACGACCCAGACGCCCAGCCGCUGCCUAUGAUGCCGUCCAGGGCGCUCGUGCCGCAGGGCACCUUCAUCGGCGCAGGUGCUGUCAUGCCCAACAACCUGAGCAUGCGCCCGUCGGGCCCCAGGCUCCUGCCGCGUCCCACCCUUCCGCGGCCGGGCCACAUGGCGGGCGCGGCCGCGGCGGCGAUGGGCAGCGCGGGCAUGGCGCUGGUGCCGCUGCUUGACAAGCUGGCCACCUCCCUCAUUGCGGACAACCCCGUGCUGCUGGAGGACUUGAGGCGAGCCCAGGCGCAGCUGGAGGAGGCGCAGCAGCGCGCCCUCGAGGCGGCGCGGGAGAGCGCCGCGCUGCGCGCGGAGAACACGUCGCUCAAGCAGCUGGUGUCAAACCUGGAGCAGACGCUGGGCAUCGAGCAGGAGCAAGAGGAGGGGUCUGGCGUGUUAGAGCAGGCGUCAGUGGCGCCGGGCGAGCUGGGGGCGGUGCCGUUUGACCCACAGCAAGAGCAGCAGCAGCAGCAGCAGCAGCAGGAGCAGCAGGCAGCAGCUUUUGCCGAACAACAGCAGAAGCAGCAACAUGAGAGGGAAGUUUUGGAGGUGUUGCUGCCUGCUGGGGGCGGCGGCGGCGGCGGGGAGGCGGCCAGCGAGAGCUUGCGGCAGCGGCGAGGGAAGGGCCAGCAUGAGGGAAGGACCAGCGGCAGCAGCCAGCAACGGCGCAGCAGCGGCGCAGAGGGCGGCAGCCCGCUGCGCCUCAGCGAUUCGCAGUUGCUGAGGUGGGAGCGCAACGGCUACAUUGUUACGCGUGGAUGUUUGCCAGCCUCUGACGUGGCGGCCCUGCGGCCAGAGGUGGAGGCUGUGAUUGACGAGCAGAAGCUCGCAGCCCUGCGGCACCGGGUGCGGGUGCUGUGCCCCGGCGCCAACCCUGACAGCAUCAGGACCUGCGAGGAAGCGCUGCGCCUGAUCGCGCGCGACGGCACCGACCGCCUCGGGUUCCUGCAGUUCUUUCACCUCCACAGAUCCAGCGCCGCCGUGCUGCGCGCCGCGGCGGGGGCGCGGCUGGCGGGCGUAGCGGCUCAGCUCCUGGGCGCGCGGCGGGUGCGGCUGUUCCAGGACGCGGUCUUUUACAAGGAGCCAGGCUUUGACGUCACAAACUGGCACAGCGAUCUGCGCAUGACCCCACUGGACACCAACUCAUACGUCACCGCCUGGGUGCCCCUGCGGGCCGUUCAGGGCGACGAGCACGACUCGGGCAUGGUGUUUGCCGCCGGCAGCCACCGCGACUUUGCGCUGCCCUUCUGGCAUAACAUCCAGGGGGUGGGGGACCUGGAGGCUCGGGGGUACCGGAUAGAGGGCACCGGCCCGAUGGCGGUGGGCGAUGUGUCGUGGCACCACGGCUGGACGCUCCACUGCGCGGGGCAGCAGCCGCGCCGCAGCGAGCCGCGGCUGGCCAUAGCCAUCAGCUACAUGGCAGACGGGGCGCGGUUGCUGGAUGUGAAGGGCGACCCCUCCCUCAGGAAGGAGCUGCUCCACGACGAAGACGCAGAGGGCUACGGCGCCUGGCUCAAGGAGCUUCGGGCCGGCGCUGUCGCGCGGCACGCUUUGCUGCCAAUCGUGUGGGAUGGGGGCCCCGUGGCGCUCAAGUAA
Messenger RNA from Monoraphidium neglectum, 2121 nucleotides. RefSeq lists its product as hypothetical. The record is from RefSeq and is a predicted model, not a curated record. Bases 1 to 2121 code for a protein of 706 amino acids. The transcript has 12 exons. Lineage: Eukaryota; Viridiplantae; Chlorophyta; Chlorophyceae; Sphaeropleales; Selenastraceae.